Messenger RNA from Pecten maximus, 1254 nucleotides. Its product is annotated as beta-hexosaminidase subunit alpha-like. The record is from RefSeq and is a predicted model, not a curated record. Gene Ontology annotation, molecular function: beta-N-acetylhexosaminidase activity. Gene Ontology annotation, cellular component: membrane. Gene Ontology annotation, biological process: carbohydrate metabolic process; glycosaminoglycan metabolic process; ganglioside catabolic process. The transcript is spliced from 7 exons. Lineage: Eukaryota; Metazoa; Mollusca; Bivalvia; Pectinida; Pectinidae. Bases 1 to 1254 code for a protein of 417 amino acids.
AUGACGACAGUUAUUUUACACGUGUCUAUAGUCAUGUGCCUAAUGGAUAUUGGUCAAACCGGUCCUAUCCACAAACCAAUACCCGACCAGAGCUUCAUACUCAAAGGACUUGCAGAAGAUCAGCAGAGACGGGCGGCUCUGAUAAGCGAUGAUGGUAAUGGAGAAUACAUCAAAUGGAAAAAGCUUGAAGGUAGUUUUGGUGUGGAGUUUGCAUGGGGCAGUGCCAGGCCACACAUCAAACGUGCCCUACGUGCAACUCAGGGGGAACCAUGGCCCCUACCCCAAGUCUAUAAAACACGGGAAACUUUGUUCAUUCUAAACCCUGCUCACUUUAAAAUUAAUAUCGAUAAAACUAUUACGAAUGACGUCAUAACCGAUGCUAUAAAUAGAUACAACGAGACGGUGUUUGAAAAGUCGAUAGAAAUUACAGAGGAGAAUUUUAGAAACGCUCCAAAAUCAGAAGUGAAUAAAGAAAUGCAGUAUGAUCGAGACGAACUUGGGUAUAUCAAUGCUGACUAUCUCCGGAAUCUCACGAUUCAAGUUAACAGUACCUGUGACGUCACUUCAUCAGAUCGAUCUGAGUCCACGUGUGAUCCAUAUCCAUCCCUGAAUUCAACCGAGUCAUACACACUGACAGUAAAUUCUACAGGAAUUGUGUUGCGAGCGGAGGAGGAGUGGGGUGUGGUUCGUGGCUUAGAGACACUCAGUCAACUUGUGACGCAUUACCGUGGAAAGUUCUAUAUAAAAGAAACAACAGUAGAAGACUUCCCACGGUUUCCCACACAGAGUGAGGUCAUCUUGUCUCAUCAGUUAGAAAUGUGUUUGUAUUGUCAGGAAAGCAUGGCGAUGAACAAGAUGAAUGUUUUACAUUGGCAUAUCACAGAUGACCAGUCAUUCCCUUACAAAAGUGAAGAGUUUCCGGACUUCAGUAAAAAGGGGGCAUAUAAUACAAAUAUGGUCUACACUCGUGAUGACAUCAAUGACGUCAUUGAGUAUGCUCGUCUACGGGGCAUCCGCGUCAUACCAGAGUUUGAUGUCCCGGGUCACACUUACUCCUGGGGUCUGUCCUAUCCACAACUGUUGACUCAGUGUUAUUAUAAUAACAAACCAGUGCCUGCUUUCCUUGGCCCGCUCGAUCCAACCAACGAAAAUGUGUUCAAAGUCCUGAGCAAACUGUUCAAUGAAGUGACAAAUGUGUUCAAGGAUCGAUCUGUUCACUUAGGUGGGGACGAAGUUAAUACGGACUGUUGGUAA